Molecule: messenger RNA, 1225 nt
Organism: Lolium rigidum
Lineage: Eukaryota; Viridiplantae; Streptophyta; Magnoliopsida; Poales; Poaceae
Product: spermidine synthase 1
Exons: 1
Coding region: 46-1020 (324 amino acids)
Biological process (GO): spermidine biosynthetic process
Cellular component (GO): cytosol
Molecular function (GO): spermidine synthase activity
Source: RefSeq, a predicted model, not a curated record
UUCGCCUAGCAUCCUCUCCUCCUCGUCCUGCUCUAGCUUUUUGCCAUGGAGGCCGAGGCUGCGGCGAAGCGGGCGCGGGAGAGCGAGGCCACUGCAGCGGUGGACGGAGCAGGCGAGCAGGCGGGGAUCUCCGCCGUCAUCCCCGGAUGGUUCUCCGAGAUCAGCUCCAUGUGGCCCGGCGAGGCGCACUCGCUCAAGGUGGAAAAGGUUCUCUUCGAAGGGAACUCAGAUUUCCAGAAGGUAUUGGUUUUCCAGUCCUCCACCUACGGGAAGGUGCUCGUCCUGGACGGAGUGAUUCAGGUAACCGAGAGAGACGAGUGCGCUUACCAGGAGAUGAUCACCCACCUCCCCCUCUGCUCAAUCAAGGACCCCAAGAAGGUCUUGGUUAUCGGAGGCGGCGAUGGCGGUGUUCUGCGUGAGGUUUCACGGUACUCCUCGGUGGAGCAGAUUGACAUCUGCGAGAUCGACAAGAUGGUGGUGGAUGUCUCCAAGCAGUUUUUCCCUCACCUGGCCCUUGGGUUCGAAGAUCCCCGUGUGUCCUUGCACAUUGGGGAUGGUGUUGCCUUCCUGAAGAAUGCUCCAGAGGGUACCUACGAUGCGGUCAUCGUCGACUCCUCUGAUCCAGUAGGUCCUGCUCAGGAGCUCUUUGAGAAACCCUUCUUCCAGUCCGUGGCCAGAGCUUUGCGUCCCGGUGGAGUUGUCUGCACUCAGGCGGAGAGCAUAUGGCUGCACAUGCACAUCAUAGAAGACAUCGUCACCAACUGUCGCCAAGUUUUCAAAGGUUCAGUUAACUAUGCAUGGACUACUGUGCCGACAUACCCUAGCGGGGUAAUCGGUUUCAUGCUCUGCUCUACGGAGGGGCCUAGUGUUGAUUUCCAGCAUCCUGUUUUUGCCAUUGAGGAGGACGAGUACUCCACAAAGUCCAAAGGACCACUCAAGUUCUACAACUCCGAGUUCCACACUGCAUCAUUUUGUUUGCCAUCCUUCGCGAGAAGGGUCAUUGAAGCCAAGGCAAACUAGACGUCAAGAAGGGGCUCUGAAUCACACCAGUUUGGACACAAUGAAGAAUUGGUUGUACCGUAAACAAGGGAAAGGCCCCUUUUCUUAGCUUUAUUAUUGUUAUUAUUAUUAAAUAAGCAUUGGAGAUGCAAGUAACUGUGAUUCAAUCUUAUGAACGUCUCAAGUUGUAUUUCCUAGCUACUUGAUGGUAUCAGAAAGUUCUGAA